This is a messenger RNA of Cicer arietinum (chickpea), 1305 nucleotides long. RefSeq names its product transcription factor bHLH94-like. Gene Ontology annotation, molecular function: DNA-binding transcription factor activity, RNA polymerase II-specific; RNA polymerase II cis-regulatory region sequence-specific DNA binding; protein dimerization activity. NCBI's taxonomy places the organism in Eukaryota, Viridiplantae, Streptophyta, Magnoliopsida, Fabales, Fabaceae. The record is from RefSeq and is a predicted model, not a curated record. Gene Ontology annotation, biological process: regulation of transcription by RNA polymerase II.
UAUAACUUUGGGCAAUUAACAAAGUGCCAAGAGAAUCUUGCUCCGUGUGUUUCCUUCCCUGGUAUGUUCAAGGAAAUGGUCUACAAUAUAACUUUUCUUAGCUUCUUAAACUUUUCUCCUAUUCAACUUUUUCUUCUUUUAUCCUCCUAAACAAAUAGGAUUUCUUUUGUGAGCUAUAUAAAGGUCAAAAAAUGGUCUUAGAGGCUAUGGUUUAUCCACGAGAUCAAUUCACUCACAACUCCAACGAAUACUUGUACUCAUUCGUUGGAACCAAUGCGAGUGAAAGAUCUUGGCACCAAAAUCAAAUAGCCGAAGAAAAUGACGUAUUUGGAAUCAUCAACAAGAAGUUAGACCAUAAUAUCCAAACAAAUUGGGAUUCUUCUUCUCCUUCAUUGUUGCAAAAUGUGAUAGAUAAAUGGGAUUCAAACCCUUCCUUAUUAACUUCCACUAUUGAAGCCACUGCAACAACCACAACCACUUGUCGACGCAAACGACGACACAUCAAGUGCAUAAAAAACGAGGUGGAAAUCGAGAACCAGAGGAUGACUCAUAUUACAGUUGAGCGCAACCGAAGGAAACAGAUGAACGAGUACUUUGCUGUACUUAGAUCUUUGAUGCCUCCUUCUUAUGCACAAAGGGGUGAUCAAGCAUCAAUAGUUGGAGGAGCAAUUAACUUUGUGAAGGAGUUAGAGCAACUUCUACACUGUAUGAAGGGUGAAAAGAAAAAAAACGAACAAGUACAAGAAAAUGGCUUAAUUAUUGGAUCAUCACCCUUUGCUGAGUUCUUCACGUUCCCUCAGUACUCGACCUGGUUGACUCAGAGCAACACGUGCUACAUUUCCAAACAAAAUCAGUCACGUGCCAUGUCAGAUAUAGAAGUGACUUUGGUUGAUAAUCAUGCAAAUAUAAAGAUAAUUUUGAAGAAACGACAUGGACAGGUUAUGAAGAUGGUUGUUGGGCUUCAAAACCUUGGUUUCAAUGUUCUUCAUCUUAAUGUUGCCACUGCGGAUGAUAUGGUACUUGUCUCACUUAGUAUCAAGGUAGAGGAAGGGUGUCAUCAUAACACGGGGGAUGAAAUUGCAGCAGCUGUGAAUCAAUUAUCACGCACAAUCUAGGUGGAACUGCUGCUUUGAACUGAAUUACACUUUAAACAUUACUAUAUUUAAGUUUGUCGAUUUAACUUUUCUCUUUAUAUUUAUUUUUUUUUAUAAUCAUAUAUUAAAUUGUGUAUACCGCCACAAUGCAAGGUAUUUUACAUAUUUUAUACUGUAAGUCAAUCUCUACUAUCAGAUUAUUAUAUUUUUU